This is a messenger RNA of Diabrotica balteata, 318 nucleotides long. NCBI's taxonomy places the organism in Eukaryota, Metazoa, Arthropoda, Insecta, Coleoptera, Chrysomelidae. The record is from the annotation of a GenBank genome assembly.
AUGAUACUUGAUGCAAUAUUACAAGUAGAUCUAAAUCUUAGACAGAAAUUAUCUGAGAAUUUGUUAUUAAUUGGUGAAACAACUAUGAUACCAGGUUUCAAAGCCAGAUUAAAAGAAGAACUAGAGCAUCAAUUGAAAAAUGAACGGUACAGCAAAUUACAUUUGAAAGGACUUGGCUUUCAUUCUGCUCCGUGCAAAGAAAAUUAUGCUGCACAGCUAGGAGGUGCAAUAUAUGAGGCAACUGAGCUUUUGAACAUGAAGGCAGUUACAAAAGAAAUUUAUUUCAAAACAACAAAUUACCUGAUUGGGUCCAUUUAA